This is a messenger RNA of Cylas formicarius (sweet potato weevil), 1506 nucleotides long. RefSeq names its product cytochrome b-c1 complex subunit 2, mitochondrial (gene UQCR-C2). The record is from RefSeq and is a predicted model, not a curated record. Gene Ontology annotation, cellular component: mitochondrion. The transcript is spliced from 7 exons. Lineage: Eukaryota; Metazoa; Arthropoda; Insecta; Coleoptera; Brentidae. Bases 90 to 1406 code for a protein of 438 amino acids. Gene Ontology annotation, molecular function: metal ion binding.
AGUGUGAAUCCAAUAGUCCAUGGUGAGAAGUAUUUAAAAUUUUCUUGGUCAUUUAAAGCAUUAUAUAAUAAUAGCUCUAGUUUCGGAAGAUGGCAUCACAAAUUUCAAAAGGACCACUAUUUCGAAUUGCAAGAGGUUACACCCAACUAGCUCCGAUUGGGGGAGUAAUUAAUUACGAUCUAAAGUCCACCGUAUUGCCAAAUAGGGUGGUCGUAGUUUCAGGUGAAAACGAUUCCGCCAUCGCUAGAGUCUCAAUCAUUUUCAGGGCAGGAGCUCGCAAUGAGACCGCUGAUAAUUUAGGCGUCUCGCAUGUAUUACGAUCCAGUGCCGGAUUAUCGACACGAAAUGCAACUCAAUUUGCUAUUACUCGCCACAUCCAACAAGUUGGAGCGAGUUUAACUGCAACCUCUGAUCGUGAAACAAUCACUUAUACCUUAGAAGGUUUAAGGCAAGCUGUGGAGGCAGUGUUGCCUUUUCUUACUGAAGUUGCAACUCAACAAGUGUUUAAAUUUUGGGAAGUGUCUGAUUUAUCACAUCGUCUUAAGUUGGAUAUUGCCGUUCGGCCACUACAACUAAGGGCAAUCGAUUUGCUCCAUAAAGCAGCAUUUCGCACUGGCCUAGGCAACUCUCUUUUCAUUCCUAAAUUCAACAUUGGUAAAAUUUCAACAGAAACUCUCCAACAUUAUGUGGCGAGUAACUUUGUUUCUGGAAGGGCGGCAGUUGUAGGUUUAGGAUUCAGUAGUUCUAAAACCUUGGAGUUGGCCCAGUCACUAAAUGUGGAAACUGGAGAUGGUACCACUGUAGCCUCGCCAUACAAAGGCGGAGAAGUUAGGUCGGAUAAAGGUGGAGAGUUUGCCUAUGUCGCUAUUGCGGGUGAAGGUGCAUCUCUUAAAAACACCAAAGAAGCAGUUGCCGCAGCUGUUUUCCAGAGAGCCCUUGGAGUUGGUCCUCAGAUAAAAUGGGGUGUAAGAGACAACGGUCUGCUCAGCCGAAGCGUCGACGCGUGCGGCGAUUUCGCCUCGUCAGCGAUAAACGCCAAUUACUCUGACACGGGACUGGUCGGAGUCCUGCUGGUCGCACCCGCCGCCUCCGCGGGCAAAGUCGUAGAGGGCGCCGUGAAAGUAUUGAAGAAUCCAAAGUUGACCGACGCAGACGUUAACCGCGGCAAGGCCCAAUUGAAGGCGGCGGUCCUAUCAGACUUCGAGAAUGGUUCCAAAGCCGUCCAGUUAAUAGGAUCGCAAGCUGCACUCACGGGUGGCGCACUAUCACCUGUGCAGAUAGCUGCCGAAAUCGACUCGAUCACCACUACUGACGUUUCCAACGUCGCGCAAAAAGCAGGACGCAAACUUACUUUUGCAUCCGUCGGCAAUCUGUCACACGUACCCUAUGCAGAUGACCUCAAAUAAAAGAGUCAACCGACAUAAAGUGUAAAUUAUAAAAUCUAAUUUUUAUCUGUGUUAUUGAUUCGUUAUAAACUCCGUGUUGGCAAAUUUGAAAAUAAAGUUU